Thlaspi arvense is the source of this 1744-nucleotide messenger RNA. Lineage: Eukaryota; Viridiplantae; Streptophyta; Magnoliopsida; Brassicales; Brassicaceae. The record is from the annotation of a GenBank genome assembly.
AUGAGAGGAUUUGGUUCGUACUUGAUUGCUAUGGAUGAGAGGACAUACAAGAUCAUUGGUGUUGAUUAUCCAGGAAACAAACCAGAAGAUGUUAUAAACCCUGGAUUGUGGUGGAUGAUUGGGUUUUUGUUCGUGGUCAGCUUCCUCGGUCUCUUCAGUCUCGUUCCACUUCGCAAGGUGAUGAUUUUGGACUACAAGCUUACGUAUCCCAGUGGAACCGCUACAGCAAUGCUGAUCAAUAGUUUCCACGACAACUCUGGAGCAGAGCUUGCAAGAGUCCAAGUUAAAUGUCUUGGGAAAUACCUGAGCCUUAGCUUCCUCUGGAGUUGCUUCAAGUGGUUCUUUAGUGGUAUUGGAGAUUCCUGUGGCUUUGAUCACUUUCCCACACUUGGUUUGACGCUUUACAAGAACACGUUCUACUUUGAUUUCAGUCCUACUUUUAUUGGAUGUGGUCUGAUAUGUCCCCAUUUAGUGAACUGCUCGGUUCUUCUCGGCGCCAUCAUCUCUUGGGGCUUUCUCUGGCCGUUUAUAUCACAGCAUGCAGGAGACUGGUAUCCAGCUCACCUUGAAGCCAACGAUUUCAAAGGUCUCUACGGAUAUAAGGUUUUUAUCGCCAUUGCUAUCAUCCUUGGUGAUGGUCUCUACAACAUCAUCAAGAUCGUUAUUGUCACUGUGAAGGAGCUCUACAACAAAAGCUCCAACAGACAACAAGACCUACCUGUCUUUACCGACACUUUAGAUGAGAGUCAUGAGACCGCAGAAUCACUGCUGGAGAAGAAGAAAAGAGAUGAAGUGUUUCUAAAGGACCGUAUACCACUCGGUUUCGCGGUCUCCGGUUACGUUUGUCUAGCAGCGGUUUCGACCGCAACAAUCCCAAUGAUAUUCCCACCGUUGAAAUGGUACUUUGUCCUCUGCUCAUACUUGCUUGCACCGGCUCUUGCCUUCUGCAACUCUUAUGGAGCCGGACUCACGGAUAUGAGCCUGCCUUCAACCUACGGAAAGAUCGGUCUUUUCACCAUCGCUUCCAUUGUAGGAAGCAACGGAGGAGUCAUCGCCGGUUUAGCAGCUUGUGGAGUUAUGAUGACGAUCGUCUCAACGGCAGCAGAUCUAAUGCAAGACUUCAAAACAGGUUACCUCACGUUAUCAUCUGCAAAAUCCAUGUUUGUAACUCAGCUUUUGGGUACAGCAAUGGGCUGCGUGAUCGCUCCUCUCACCUUCUGGCUGUUUUGGACUGCUUUCGACAUCGGAGACCCUGAUGGUCUCUACAAAGCUCCUUACGCGGUUAUCUACCGUGAAAUGGCUAUUCUUGGUGUUGAAGGGUUUGCGAAACUGCCUAAGCACUGUUUGGCUCUCUGUUGCGGAUUCUUUGUAGCUGCUCUGAUUGUGAAUCUUGUCAGAGACGUCACACCGUUGAAGGUCUCUAAGUUUGUACCACUUCCUAUGGCUAUGGCUGCUCCGUUCUACAUUGGAGCUUACUUCGCCAUCGACAUGUUUGUUGGAAGUGUGGUUUUGUUCUUAUGGCAACGGGUGAAUAAGAAAGACGCAGAUGAUUACUCCGGUGCGGUGGCUUCAGGACUGAUCUGUGGCGAUGGAAUCUGGACCAUUCCUUCAGCGAUUCUUUCUAUUUUAAGAAUCAAUCCACCCAUUUGUAUGCACUUUGGACCAUCCUAGACAUUAUUCUAAAGAUCGGACUUAUCUUCUUAGAAAAAAUCUCUCCUUUCACAAUUUGUUCAAGUAACGUAUU